Messenger RNA from Diaporthe amygdali, 2664 nucleotides. RefSeq lists its product as uncharacterized. Gene Ontology annotation, cellular component: nucleus; cytoplasm. Gene Ontology annotation, biological process: peptidyl-serine phosphorylation; peptidyl-threonine phosphorylation. NCBI's taxonomy places the organism in Eukaryota, Fungi, Ascomycota, Sordariomycetes, Diaporthales, Diaporthaceae. The transcript is spliced from 5 exons. The record is from RefSeq and is a predicted model, not a curated record. The coding region runs from base 1 to 2664 and encodes 887 amino acids. Gene Ontology annotation, molecular function: protein tyrosine kinase activity; protein serine/threonine kinase activity; ATP binding.
AUGGAUCAGUGGGGGCCAGGCUACCACGACCCUGCCGGCGCGACAAGGCGAUACAAUGACAAUGACCAGAUGGGCCCCAGAGGCUACGCUGCCCAGCCAGCUCAAGCGCCGGCCCAGGCGCCCGCAGGAUUCAAAUACGACCAGUUCCAGGGAGGUCUCAGUUCACAUGCCUCCAGUUCCGCGACCUCCCCCGUCACCACUCCGCAGCUGCGCGACAACAACGGCGACGUCGCCAUGGCCGACGCCAACGAUCCUUAUGCGAGCAUGAGAAUGCCCAUGCGGCCCCACCACUCGACACACGUCUCCAGUGGCAGCCGAUCGUCCACCCUGCACUCCCCGCAGGAAACCUCUGCCGCUGCCCAACGAUACUCGCCCAUGGAGGUGCUGUCCCCAACCUCCCCGUACGCCAAAGCCGGAGGCGGCCAGUUUUCUGCACCCCCGACGACGCGACAGUCUCCGACGCGGUCGGCCGAUUACCACUCGCCCCAGAGUCCGUACUAUCAGAACAGUCGGCAAGCAUCGCAGCAGCUGCCGCCUAUGUCAUCUUUCCCCGCUGGUCUUGAACAAUUCCCCCAGGCCGGUGUCAUGAGCCCAAGGGGAGACACCUGGCCGAAUGAUCCUACAUCUCCCAAACGGAUGCUUUCUAUGUCGUCAGGCCCCGUGGUGAACAAAGGGCCGGUGCCCGAGUUCAAGAAGAUAAGGACAUCGCAAGAUCUCCAACCAAGGGUAAACACGCAGCCAGCCUUCCGGCGAGCGAAUCCAGAAGGCGGGUUUAUUAGUCCCCUUCAAGCCCUGACCGUCCAUCUGCCAGCGACAUACCGGAUAUGCAACCCGAGCUUCAAGUACGAGUCAUCGCGCAACCCGCGGCGAGUCCUGACGAAGCCGAGCAAAGGCUGUAAAAAUGAUGGCUAUGACAAUGAGGACAGUGACUACAUCCUCUAUGUCAAUGAUAUCCUCGGCUCGGAGGAAGCUGGGCACAAGAAUCGGUAUUUGAUAUUGGACGUUUUGGGUCAGGGUACAUUCGGUCAGGUUGUCAAAUGCCAGAAUCUGAAGACCCAGGAGGUUGUCGCUGUGAAGGUCAUCAAAAACCGCACUGCAUACUUCAACCAGAGUAUGAUGGAGGUAUCGGUGCUGGACCUGCUCAACACCAAACUCGACAAGAACGAUGAUCAUCAUUUGCUGAGGUUGAAAGACACCUUUAUACACAAACAGCAUUUGUGCCUGGUCUUCGAGCUCCUCAGUGUCAACCUGUACGAGUUGAUCAAGCAGAACCAGUUCCGCGGUCUUAGCACAACGUUGGUCAGGGUCUUCGCUCAACAACUCCUGAACGGGCUGGCGCUUCUGAAUAAAGCUCGCCUCAUUCACUGUGACCUGAAACCCGAAAACAUUCUCCUGAAAAAUCUCGAAAGCCCUAUCAUCAAGAUUAUCGACUUCGGUUCGGCAUGCGACGAGCGGCAGACUGUGUACACGUACAUCCAGUCAAGAUUUUACCGUUCGCCGGAGGUCUUGUUAGGCCUGCCCUACUCUUCAGCAAUAGACAUGUGGUCGCUCGGCUGUAUCGUCGUUGAGCUCUUCCUCGGCCUGCCACUGUUCCCGGGGUCAUCCGAAUACAACCAGGUCUCACGAAUCGUUGAAAUGCUCGGCAACCCGCCAAACUGGAUGAUCGAGAUGGGCAAGCAAGCGGGCGAAUUCUUCGAGAAGAGACAGGACGAAUUCGGCCGUCGGACAUACCACCUUAAGAGCAUGGAGCAGUACUCGAGAGAACACGGCACUAAAGAACAGCCUAGCAAAAAGUACUUCCAGGCCGAGACAUUGCCUGAGAUCAUCAAGUCCUACCCCAUGCCUCGGAAGAACAUGAAGCCGAUCGAGAUAGAAAGAGAAAUGAACAAUCGGAUCGCCUUCAUCGACUUCGUGAGAGGUCUCCUCACUAUCAACCCCCUGGAAAGGUGGUCACCGCAGCAGGCUAAGCUCCAUCCGUUCAUCACUCAAACCAAGUUCACCGGUCCUUUCGUACCGCCGAUGAACCUCAAGGCAAGCUCACUGAACAGGUCACCGGCGCCUGGAACGCAACAGCAGCAGCAAGCCGAGGCGAUAAGCAAGCAAAGGGCGCAGGCGGCUCAGGCACAAGCCAACACAGCGGCCCAGGGAGCUUACUCCAUGGCCACUGGCCAGUAUGCUUCUUCCAGCCACGGCGCAGGUCCGGCCUACGGCGGAAACAACAUGUAUUCGCCCAGUCAUGCUGGACCGCCUCCUGCAUAUGCUUCGCAGCCGAAUCCAUACAGCCAGGUCGGCAUGAACCCCGCGCAGAUGCCGAACGCGAAUUAUAGUGCAGUAACUCAGCAACCCGGCAUGUACCAGCAAGCGGUGAGACGGCAGCGGGCUUCGACUAUGGAACAGCAACAAAGCGGCAUACCGGCAGCGAUACAAAGGGUCGCCAGCCACCUCGACCCCAACGCGCCCAUUCGGCUGCAGCCGAGCCCUGCAUACUAUCCUCCACCAGCGGACGGAGGUGGCCUUAUAGAUCCGGCUUCUGCACGGGCCGGCGGCAGGAGGGGUAGCCAGGCGCAGAGAGGAGGGGCCAGGAGCAAUCGGGACUUCAUCCGGAACCUGGAAGAGAGAACGCUCGAGGAGGGUUUCGGUCAAAACAACCAUUGGGGCCACUGA